Molecule: messenger RNA, 2693 nt
Organism: Phaethon lepturus (White-tailed tropicbird)
Lineage: Eukaryota; Metazoa; Chordata; Aves; Phaethontiformes; Phaethontidae
Gene: FBXO34
Product: F-box protein 34
Exons: 1
Coding region: 7-2181 (724 amino acids)
Molecular function (GO): protein binding
Source: RefSeq, a predicted model, not a curated record
UCUGGUAUGCACUUAAAGCCAUAUCUCAAGUUACAGAAGAAAGAGCGAUCUUCAGAAAUAAGCCAGGAUUCCCUGAGAGGCCCACUUAUGAGCCAUCAGAGAUCAGCACAAGAAGAAAAAUACACCAACAACUGCACCAAACUGAGCGUUUUCCCAAAACCCUCCCUCGGGACUCCAUCUCGAAAGCUUCUGGGGAUUAUUUAUCCAAAUACUAUGUGCAAUAUGAACGGGAAAGGUCCAGCAGAUGGUCCAAGUGCAAGGGAAAAGAAGAACGCCCUAUCUGCAACCAUCCACCAGGGAGAAGAAGGGGAAGGGCCUCUGGAUGUCUGGGCUGUAGUGAAACCUGGCAAUACAAAGGAGAAGAUUGCGUUCUUUGCAGCCCAGCAAUGCAGCAGCAACAACCGGCUAGGCUCCAUGAAAAUUAAAAGCACGUGGGAUAUCGACGGAAGAACAGCUAAACGCAGGAAAAAAUCAGUAGAUCUUAAAAAAGCCAAAAUUCAACUGGAAAGAAUGAGGGAGGCGAACGCGAGGUGCUCCCAGCCAGAGCCUUUUGCCUGUGGCAUCGAGCACUGUUCGGUGCAUUACGUGAAUGACAACGGUGAGAGUGUGUUCCCGGGCCGGUCCCUCUCUGUGAUAGAGAUGGUAGCCUUUCUGGAGCAACGAGCAAGUGCUUUACUGGUCGACUGUGCUAAAACCUGCCCGCCUGCUUCUACUACGAGGCUGAGCGCUCAGCCUAAAGGUGCGCUUCCCAGCUCGGACCCUUUCUCAUCUGCCGGGGCAUGCGAGGUACACACGGAGAGGGGAUCUUGCGGCAGUAGCGAGCAGCAGCAGAGUGAGCCCGUGCGCGUGCUGGACAUGGUGGCCAAGCUGGAGUCGGAGUGUCUGAAGCGCCAGAGCGAGCGGGAGGCCGGGAGCCUCUCGCGGAACAACAGCUUCCGCAGAAACGUCGGGAGGGUGCUCCUGGCGAACGGCACCCAGCCCGAGGGAGAGGUGGGGAAGGUCUCCUUGGGGGUCCUGGCCCCAGGGGAUGGCUUGGAGGAGGCAGGGGUAGCAGAGGCUGGAUGUGGAGGGCGGUGUGGUCCUCUGGGUGACACUGAGUUGUGGGAUGGUGCUGCCUCUGCUGAGCAGCCUUUUCCUUCUGGGCUGGAUACUCGGAUGGGGAAUGUGAAUUCGGGACUUGCUCAUGCAGUGUUGGCAAUAACUGUUGGCAGGAGCGAUUCUGAAACACGAAUUGAGCCUCCCAGACCGCUGCCGUCUGUGUGUCCAGCUGCUGCCGGGUUGCCACCAGAUUCCUUGCAGAGCAAGAACAUGACUGUUGAUUGUAUGUCAAAAGAGCCUGUAAUUUUCCCAAAGCAGAGUCUGCAUCCUGCUAGGAAGGAGCCCUUAUGUAUCAGUAUAUCUGUCACCAAGACUGAGAAAGGGUGCAGGAAAGAGAAGCUCUUGAACUCCAGUUCUAGCGAGGAUCCACUCCCAGGGAGGCUGUUUUUUCUCCAGGCUGACCAGCCUGCUGCUCGUGAGCAACAGCCACUACGGCAAAGUACCCAAGAAAAGCCAGGAGAAGUAGCCCAAGAUGAGGAUGCUUUGGCAUCUGACAGAUCACAUGUUGGAAACAGUGUCCCUACAGAGCCAUCUGCCCUUUCUGUUCCUCUGACAGAAGGGACUUUGCAAGUACUCGAUGCUUCCUGCUUAAAAAGGCAGGUUUCACAUGACUUUCUGGAGACCAGGUUUAAAAUUCAGCAGCUUUUGGAGCCUCAGCAGUAUAUGGCCUUCCUGCCUCACCACAUCAUAGUGAAGAUCUUUGGAUUGCUUCCUACUAGGAGUCUGGUUGCCCUAAAAUGCACUUGCUACUACUUCAAAUUCAUCAUUGAAUACUACAACAUCAGGCCAGCAGACUCCCGCUGGGUCCGUGAUCCCCGCUACAGAGAAGACCCUUGCAAGCAGUGCAAGAAGAAGUACGUGAAAGGGGACGUAUCGCUGUGCCGGUGGCAUCCCAAACCAUACUGUCAAGCUUUACCCUACGGGCCUGGGUACUGGAUGUGCUGUCACCGGUCUCAGAAGGGCAUCCCAGGCUGUAAGUUAGGUCUUCAUGACAAUCACUGGGUUCCUGCCUGCCACAGCUUUAACCGUGCUAUACAUAAGAAAACCAGAGGAGCGGGAGCCGACAUGGAAGAGGAAUAUUAGUGCACAUACACUUUCCUGCGAGAUUGUUUGGGGUAGGAGGAGUUUCUCAUGCCUUGUGCUGUUUACAGUGUAUAUAAUUGUCGUGUUUGUUUUUUUUUCACAGGGCUAUGAAACUGCACAUACUUAAACACAAGAGCCUUUACCUUUUAGAUUAAAGAUAGCUUUUAGUCCAUCUAUGUAAAUAACACUAUAAAAACUAAUUGUACAUACAGAGUCUACAGCUGGCUGAACAACGUAAUCACUACAAUGCAGCUAUGAUAGUGUUGCGGCUAUAGUUGUGUGUGUUUUUAAGUGUCUUGUUUCAAAAUCUGUAUAUCCUGUAUAAUAUAUGAAUGUUUCUGAGAAGAAACUCUAAAUAGGUAAAGGUCAACUUGUUUAAAGAAUUUUCAGACAACUUAACUGGACAACCUUAAAAUUAAACUAGAACAGAUCCAUUAUAGUAGUGUGGCAGUGGAUAAAAAGAGAGGAAUAUUAUUGUAUAGUCAGAAUAUAAAAAGUUCUUGUCUACCUUA